Molecule: messenger RNA, 1819 nt
Organism: Hemicordylus capensis (graceful crag lizard)
Lineage: Eukaryota; Metazoa; Chordata; Lepidosauria; Squamata; Cordylidae
Exons: 2
Coding region: 149-1636 (495 amino acids)
Source: RefSeq, a predicted model, not a curated record
UGAAAAUCAAGCCACAUCCUCGCUGUUCCUCUUCCCAACUCCCAUGGACACUAGAAACCCCAGACACAGAGGUCUUAGAGGACCAUUGAUGUCACUUCAUGGGAAGACAUGUUUGGUGCUACAUCCAUAGAACUUGGUCUGUCUUCGUAUGGGUGCCUGCAUCCCAAAGCACAGACCUCCCACACCACUCAGUGUAGACAACCUACUGUCUGUGCAGAAGAGUUUGGAGACUGGCCACCGGGGAUCGGACGAGAUGCUGAGAGCCUGCUUAGACCAUGCCCUGCAAGAAUUCCCUUAUGAGCCACGCUGUCUCCAAGACAAUGCCACCUUGACUGUCCAGGUGAAAGGGAGGAAGAGGAUGGAAUUUGUCUCUGGUGGUGGUGAGAACAAGAUAGUGGUUUCUUGGUUAAAGAGAAAAACCCGCUAUAACAUUGAGGUCUCCAAUCUGGAGGUGUACCUGGAUCGGCUGUGCAUUGCCCCACCUCCACUGACCCCUGAGAGUUUGGAGAAGGUGAAGCAGGAGCUGGCCAGAUGGGAUGAUGCCACCAAAGAACUCCGGGCCUGCCUGGAUGUUGCUAUAACGGAGCUUGAAAAGGAACCUCCUUCGGUGAAGAGUAAUGCUGCACUGACUAUUGAGUGUGGCAGUUCCUGCUUAGAUUUUGUUUCUGGCAAGGGGAAGUCCCACAUAUACGUUGUCUUUUCUGAUAGGCAGCCUCGAUACCGGGUGAGUGUUUCCUGUGUAGAUGUCUACUUGGACAGACUGAGCUGCCGGGCCAUGCCACUCUCUGCAGAGAACUUGCUGAAGGUAUGGAAGGAAACAGAAGGCAUGAAAGGAUGUACGGUUGACCUCCGGGCCUGCCUCAAACGAGCCCUGCAGGAGUUCAAUGCUUUGUCACCAAGGCAUCGAGCUAAUGCGACCAUCUUCAUUGACUGUGAUGGGAAAAACUUCAAGAUGGUUUCUGGGCAGGGAGAAAGCUGGAUUUCAAUCUUCAACAUCAUUGGAGAUCAACAUUGCCGCAGAGAAGUUGUGUUGGCAUUGGGAGAGACUGGGUCAUCUAGCAGAGGAACAGGGCCAUCCACUGGGAGACGAGGGAAAGAAAGGCCAUCAUUCCGGGUGAGGAGAUCAGAAGGGAGGAGAAAUGCAGAGGAGGGCCCAUCUAGUCAAUCUAGGAGAACUGCCAACAGGCCAAAAGGACUGUCCAAUGGGAAAAGAUUUAAGAGAGUGUCAUGCAAUACAAAUGAGGCAGAAGAAGGGGAAUCUAGUGGUAGAAAGAGGGAAGAAGCAGCACCAUUUGGGGGAAGGACAUUCUCCAGUGGGAAAAGGGCAGAUACAGAGCUGUCCAGUUGUUCCAGGGCACUGGGAAGAGAAUAUUCUCUUAGGUCAAAGGUAUUACCUUCUGGUGGGAAAAGGAAACUUCCCAAUGGGAAAGAAGAGGAAGCUGCUGGUUCACUAAGUAUAUCCAGUGGACCAGCAGCAACUGAAGAAGUUCUGAUCCAUGUAAAUGGGGAACCACCCAGUGAUGAAAUGGGCAAACAAAUGGGGUCGUCCAAUGGGUCAAGUGAAGAAGAAGGGCCACCUGAUUUUCUAGAGGAAUCUUCAGACAGAAGGCAGGAGGAUGAUGGGCUGAAAAGGUGACUCACCCAGAGGGCCAGUGAGCAUGAUGGAUCCAUCCCAAGAGAGGGAGAAGUCGGUUCUUGGACUGAGACACAGAUGGAUCUAUUCUAGGAGAGGACAUUGUUUUUGGAUCUGGAAGCUGGGGGCUGGUCCACCGAAUGAAUUGUGCAAGAAUGAUACCAAAUAAAUGAUCUAUGGACCUGA